AUGGUUCAGGAUCUCUCAAGUGCCCGCGGGGCACCAGUUUCGGGUAACGGUUCAGGAGGUUUUUCAGCUGUCCAGGGAAGAAAAAAGAAGAAUAAGGGUGCUCGUCUUGUAGUGGAUGGUUCUUGUUUGGGAUUUCGCGCUACAUCUGAUCCGAACAGAGUGAAUCAAGGAGAAAUAGAGACUGUAGCACUGACACCAGGCCAGAAGAAGUAA
Messenger RNA from Cylicostephanus goldi, 213 nucleotides. Lineage: Eukaryota; Metazoa; Nematoda; Chromadorea; Rhabditida; Strongylidae. The record is from the annotation of a GenBank genome assembly.